Messenger RNA from Cryptococcus wingfieldii CBS 7118, 384 nucleotides. Its product is annotated as ribonucleoprotein-associated protein. Lineage: Eukaryota; Fungi; Basidiomycota; Tremellomycetes; Tremellales; Cryptococcaceae. Gene Ontology annotation, biological process: maturation of SSU-rRNA; ribosome biogenesis; mRNA splicing, via spliceosome. Bases 1 to 384 code for a protein of 127 amino acids. Gene Ontology annotation, cellular component: small-subunit processome; box C/D methylation guide snoRNP complex; nucleolus. The transcript is spliced from 3 exons. Gene Ontology annotation, molecular function: RNA binding. The record is from RefSeq and is a predicted model, not a curated record.
AUGGCUUCUCAACCCAACCCCAAGGCCUUCCCUUUGGCCAACGCCCAGCUCACCAACCAGAUCCUCGACUUGAUCCAGCAGGCGCAGCACUACAAGCAGCUCAAGAAGGGUGCCAACGAGGCCACCAAGACCCUCAACCGAGGUAUCUGCGAGUUCAUCGUCAUGACUGCCGACGUCGAGCCCAUCGAAAUUGUGCUCCACCUUCCCCUCCUGUGUGAGGACAAGAACGUGCCCUACGUCUUCUUGCCCUCCAAGACUGCCUUGGGCAGGGCUUGUGGUGUCUCUAGGCCCGUCAUCGCUGCCAGUGUGACCACCAACGAGGCUAGGGAGUUGAACGCUCAGAUCCAGGCUGUCAAGAACGAGAUUGAGAAGCUCCUCAUCUAA